AUGACGGCCAUAAUAUACCAGAAUCCUGCCUGCGACGUCACGCUCAUCGACAUACCCAAAUCAAUAGCUGGAGCCCAAGGGAGGUCUGAUGAUAUCGAAAUCAUUUCAUGCCCGCCACUUGAGGAACCGUAUGAAAUUCGCAAUGAGCCGAAGAAACCGAAAGCUCGCGAGAAGCAUGCGGCCUACUCUGAAACACAGGUUCACACAGAAUACAAGGCCGCGAUCGAGCUGGCCAUGUCGAGCAUUCGGUGCAACCUGCAUCCCGGUGGGUCUUGGUGUCUCCCACGCAAAUUGAUGACCCAGGCACCAAAUUGCGGGAAAACGGAGAAGGAGGUCGCAGAAAAGGAUAUCGAAGCGCGGCUGAGGGAGUGGAGUACAAGUAAGGGAGACGACGAUGAUGCGUUCAACUUUGAAAAGAUGAUGGCCUCCCUCGGCGCUGCAUCCGAGGCGAAUGCAACGUCGAUCGAAACUGCGACACAUGCGUGGCUCGUGUCGUACGGGCCUGCAGUCGGGUCCACGACAGAGGCACAUGGCGAUGAAUCGGUAUCAAGCAAGGAUCCUUGGAUGUCGUACUUUUACAAUUCGCAAAAUCGCGCAGCGGACUUGACCGUUUCUGCGAAUCCAUCUCACUCGGAGGGGGCACCGCAUGAGUACAGUUUCAAGAUCCCACCUCGUGCCUCCUUCUUCUUGAGUGAUUCCACCGAACCGGGCAGCUUUCGUGCUUCGUUCCGCGAACUCACAGAGGAGUAUGUUCUACCACGACACUUCGAUUUCGUUCUUCUGGAUCCUCCUUGGCCGAGUGGCUCGGCGAAGCGUAAGGUCGCUUACGAGCAGAUUGGCGGCAUGCCGUACAUGCGGAAGCUCCUGUCAAAACUGGAUCUCGACAAUUACCUAGAACACAAUGCUAUUGUCGGUGUCUGGAUUACCAACAAGCAAGCAGCACGAGACCUUGUCCUUGGGCCCGGCGGACUGUUCGAGAACUGGAAUGUCGGCCUGAUUGAGGAGUGGAUCUGGGUCAAGACGACGUCCAAGGGAGAACCUAUGUUUAGCAUGGACAGUAUCUGGCGCAAACCUUACGAGACACUGCUACUAGGAAGAGCGGCACCGAACUCAUGGACGACGAUGGCGUCUGCGCCUGAAAUCAAAAGAAGAGUGAUUGCUGCGGUGCCCGACAUUCACUCACGAAAGCCUUGCUUGAAGGAGCUCAUUGAACCCCAUCUACCGCCUGACUACAGUGCACUGGAAAUAUUUGCACGCUACUUGGUGGCUGGGUGGACAUCCUGGGGAAACGAAGCUAUCAAGUUCAAUUGGGAUAAGUACUGGACUACCAAGCGCGAGGACGAUGGAGCUCCACCUCCACCGUCGCCGCCACAUGAGCUCCAAUCGUGA
This is a messenger RNA of Aaosphaeria arxii CBS 175.79, 1389 nucleotides long. Its product is annotated as MT-A70-domain-containing protein. The transcript has a single exon. NCBI's taxonomy places the organism in Eukaryota, Fungi, Ascomycota, Dothideomycetes, Pleosporales. The record is from RefSeq and is a predicted model, not a curated record. The coding region runs from base 1 to 1389 and encodes 462 amino acids. Gene Ontology annotation, molecular function: methyltransferase activity. Gene Ontology annotation, cellular component: nucleus; RNA N6-methyladenosine methyltransferase complex.